AUGGACGCCAAUGACAAAGGCGCUGUCCAGUUCGACGAGCUCGCCGUCGCCAUCCUCCCCGACAUGGAAGACCAACUGUUGGAGGUCUUCCGCUCCUUCGACCGCGACGGCAACAGCUACAUCACGGUUGUGGAGCUCGAUGGCCUAUCUCGAAAUAAGCGAGAUGAACUCUGUGAGGCUGACAAGAAGCGGCGUCACUUUAGCCCCGCUGCUGCUGCCGGGAAGAAGCAACUUGCGCCGUUAUCUGAGAAGAAAAAGAAACUUGCAGACAAAAUUGCAGCUUCAGGCUUCUUGGUAGUGGCUCCUGAUUUCUUCUACGGUGAUCCGUUUGGCCUUGAAAAGUCUAGAGAAUCAUGGCUAGAGGCUCAUAGUCUGGACAAAGGUUGUGAGGAUGCCAAGAUUGUAAUUGAUGACUUAAGAAGCAAAGGAGUGUCCAAAAUUGGAGUAGCAGUGAUGGUUGCAGUGAAAUUGGUCAAAUUUGACUGCAUACAAGCAGUAGUUUUAUUGCAUCCAGGUCCCAUUACAGAAGACGAAAUAAAUGAAGUCAAGAUUUCAAUUGCAAUAUUGGGAGCAGAAAUCGACAACCAUGCACCACCCGAGCUCUUGAAAAAACUAGGAGAUAUUUUAUCAGCAAAAGCAGAUGGUGGCCGCAUAACUGGAUUAAUUCGUGACGUUAACAUUACAAAGAUGAGUGACAAGUUCGAGGAUGGUAGAAACUCCUGGUUUGCUCGUUUUCCGUUUGACGUUGCUUCCUUUGUUUGGAUUCUCGAUGUAUUUCAGAAUUUGUUUUUUGUUUUUGGGAAGUUUUUUGACAUGAAAGGAGGAAAUUCGAAGGCUGAUUCGAAGAAAGCCGACAGCAGGCUUGCUGUUAAGAAACAGACGAAGAAAGGAAAGCAGGCAGCAAAGGAUCCAAACAAGCCAAAGAGGGCUCCAAGUGCUUUCUUUGUUUUCAUGGAAGGCUUUAGGCAGGAAUACAAGGAAAAGCACCCUAAAAACAAAUCAGUUUCUGCUGUUGGCAAAGCUGCUGGUGAAAAGUGGAAGUCUAUGAGUGACGAGGAAAAGGCUCCCUUUGUGGCAAAGGCUGAGAAGAAGAAGAAGGAAUACGCGCGACAGAUGGACGCCUACAACAGAAAACUGGCUGGAGAAGGUGAUGAAGAGUCGGAUAAAUCAAAGUCUGAGAUUCAUGAUGAGGAAGAUGGGGAAGACAGUGAGGAGAACAUGGAAGUUUACGUAGUAUUCGAUGAAGAUGCUUUUAAUUAUCAAGCUGUGCAGUGUUUCAUGUGA
Molecule: messenger RNA, 1284 nt
Organism: Striga asiatica
Lineage: Eukaryota; Viridiplantae; Streptophyta; Magnoliopsida; Lamiales; Orobanchaceae
Source: the annotation of a GenBank genome assembly